Molecule: messenger RNA, 258 nt
Organism: Heterobasidion irregulare TC 32-1
Lineage: Eukaryota; Fungi; Basidiomycota; Agaricomycetes; Russulales; Bondarzewiaceae
Exons: 1
Coding region: 1-258 (85 amino acids)
Source: RefSeq, a predicted model, not a curated record
AUGGUGGCCGAGCCUAUAUUUAAUGUGGAUGGUAUGGCUAACAAAGGAGGGAAAAUUACAGACAAAGCUUGCCUGUUGAUGAGAAUGGAAAACAAAGGAGAUUACCAUGACGAACAGUAUGAGUUGUUAGCUACUAACCUAGGAGGAGAAGACAUAAUCCUAGAAACAGACUGGCUACACAAGCACAAUCCACAGAUUGAUUGGGUAAAAAAUAACCUCACAUUCUCAACCUGUGCAGAACGGUGCCUAGUCAGCUGA